Molecule: messenger RNA, 972 nt
Organism: Xiphophorus couchianus (Monterrey platyfish)
Lineage: Eukaryota; Metazoa; Chordata; Actinopteri; Cyprinodontiformes; Poeciliidae
Exons: 7
Coding region: 16-846 (276 amino acids)
Source: RefSeq, a predicted model, not a curated record
CGGUUCCCCUCAGACAUGAAGCAACACCAGAACCAGAACCAGAACCGGGCCGUAAAUCAGCCUGUCGUUGAGGUCGAUGGCCUGGAGGAGGGGGGCGGAACCGCGGGUCACAUGACCACCACCCACUUCCUGUUCAGCACAAUAAGAGACCAGAACCAGCAGACCCAGUCAGGACAGAGCCAGAACCCGGACCCGUCCCUCGGCUCGGAGCAGCUGCUGCCGGAUCGGACCAGGAUGUGGACGUGUUUGAUCCUCCUCAGCCUGCUGGAUCAGAACCAGGCUGCUCCUCUUCCUGGGAAAAAUGGAGACCUGGUUCUGAUGGUUCUGCAGCAGCAAGUGGCCCAAACUGCGGUCACCGCCGCCCCGUCGGACCCGCCACAGAGGACAUCGUCCUCCUCUUCAUCCUCCUCCUCUUCAUCCUCAGACUCCUCAGAGUCCAGCCAGAGGUCCAUGACGUUUCAACUGCUGAAGGAAAGACAGGAGGAGGAGGACACGGCGGUGGAGCAGAUGGACUCUGAGGAGAGCUCAGAGCUGCUGCUGCCUCCCAGUAUCACCAGCACCACCAGUCUGACAGAUGGAGGACGAGAUCAGGUGUUGCUCCAGACCUCGCUCCACCUCCUGAACAGCCAGGAAGUGGGCGGGGACGUCAUAGAAAGGGGCGUGUCCUUGGACAGUGUGGGCGGAGCUACGCUGCGAUCAGCAGGUGGAGACGCCAGCGAAGCCGAGGAAGAGGAGAAGAAUGACCUUCAUCCUCUGACAGACGACAGCCUGGAGGGUUCAGAUGGAACGACCUUUCACCUUCCUGGUUUCCAUGGUGAUGAGACGGGGCUAGAGCUGGCGCUGUAGCAGAGACCACGCCCCCUGCUGUUCACCUUUAUAGUAACCAUGUAGCUGAUUGAGCUGCUAUUACUGAAGCUCAUUAGAUGAUCAAUAAUCAAUAAUCUGAUGAUUUAAUAAAAAUAUUUACAUCCA